AUGACCCUGCAAAAGUUCGCUCCUGAUAACUCACAAAAUGAACGGGAAACGGCCAUCAGCACUUUUGAGCGCUUCUUGCUGUCAGAAGAUGUAAACAUGGGCUUCAUCGCUUCCUGCCUUCUCGGACACGAGGACAGUCCUACGUCUAUGAAGCUGGUAGACCGGUUUAUGAAGUAUAUGACUUUGCAGGAAAACCGCAAGCUCGAUAGCUACCCCAAGCAUCGAUCCGCUAUUAAGAAGAGGCUGCUUAAAAUGGACUAG
Messenger RNA from Phytophthora nicotianae INRA-310, 261 nucleotides. RefSeq lists its product as hypothetical. Bases 1 to 261 code for a protein of 86 amino acids. The record is from RefSeq and is a predicted model, not a curated record. NCBI's taxonomy places the organism in Eukaryota, Oomycota, Peronosporomycetes, Peronosporales, Peronosporaceae. The transcript has a single exon.